Messenger RNA from Momordica charantia (bitter melon), 838 nucleotides. Lineage: Eukaryota; Viridiplantae; Streptophyta; Magnoliopsida; Cucurbitales; Cucurbitaceae. The record is from RefSeq and is a predicted model, not a curated record.
CUUCACCGUUCCAUUGCCAUUGCCAUGUUGAUCUUCAAGCUCGAGCGGAUAGACGGGUUCGUGGAGGCGACGGCAGUGCUGGCCGGAAUAUCGACUCGAUGCCAUUUCAAGUUGUCGGCGGCGAUGUUCUCCCUGUACGUGUACCACCAUUCCCUCCGGUGCAACAUAGCCCUCCAAAUAAUGCCUCCCUUCUUCACCACAUACAAUUUCUUCGACCAGAACCCCAACUCCUCAUUCUACAUCGAAAACUUCUUCCGCGCUCUCCUCAACUUUCAGCGCAGCGGAUGCUCUUCGCUGAGCUUCGCCCUCGACCACCACCUCCCCCGCGUGGAGCUGAUCUCAGAAGGAUCUUGCCUCACGCAGCGCGUGAUUGAAUUGCCCCUCUCUCCUGCAGAGGAGAAGGCCUCCACAGAAAUCGACUACUCAGUCUUUGUGUCCAUUGAUUUGCAAGACUUCAAGCCCGUGGCAACCAUGUUUGAUCGCGCUCCUUAUGUUCGCGUUACUUUGUCGCAUUCGGGCGUGAGGUUUGCUUAUGAAGACGAGGAGAUUACUCUCACCGCACAGAGGAAUGAAUGCAUAGUUGGAGGAGUUGGGGCAGGAGAUUCAACACAGCUCAUUCUCACACCCAUUCCCUUGACAUCAUUCUAUAAUAUGACGGGUCACUCCAAAAGGGUGUGGAUUUUCAAGUCAAAUCAUAAGUACAGUGCUGUGCUUACGGCUCCUAUUGGAUUGUAUUCCACUUUUUUUGUGUAUCUUCCACAAUUGAUCUGACCAUUCCCAAACCCCAUUGCUAGCUACUUGUUUAUUUUGUCAUGUGAUUAAUGGCAGCAUUUUCAUA